This is a messenger RNA of Cornus florida, 1089 nucleotides long. RefSeq lists its product as uncharacterized. The transcript is spliced from 4 exons. The record is from RefSeq and is a predicted model, not a curated record. The coding region runs from base 1 to 1089 and encodes 362 amino acids. NCBI's taxonomy places the organism in Eukaryota, Viridiplantae, Streptophyta, Magnoliopsida, Cornales, Cornaceae.
AUGGAGGUGUCCGAUGGACAAAAGCAAUUCAUUCUCUCCAACACCCUUACUAAGCUGAAAUCAGCGUUUAUUGGGUAUUCAACAAUUUCUACUCAUUUGGGGAUCUCAAAUUCCUCCAUCACUUCUUUAAUGGAGAAAUCAAUACGCCGGACGGAUAAAACCAUUUCUCUUUCCUUUUUUGAGAAAAUGCUAACUGAUCUAAAAGUAGACACUUCUACCUGUGGGGCGGAAUUACCUCUUUUAAAGUUUCUUGCUAAUCAUAAUGAGGAUGUUAAAUCAGUAGCAUUAAAGAAUGCUCCUCAAAAUCUUAAGUUAACCUCACCUGAUAUUCAAAAGGAUAUUGUGAAUGCUGUUGCCAUUGAAACUAUUAAUGUUAUUAUUAGUGAUAUUGGAGAUGAACUAUUUUCUAUCAUGAUUGAUGAAUCUCGUGACAUAUCCACAAAGGAACAAAUGACUAUUGUAUUUCAUUAUGUGGAUAUGGAUGGUGAUGUAAUUGAACAUUUUAUACGUGUGGAACAUGUUACAAGUACCACUGCUCUUUCGCUUAAGAUGGCAAUUGAUGAACUAUUUUGUAGGCAUAGACUAAGUAUAACUAGAUUGCGCGGCUAUGUUGCUAAUGUGGUCAAUGUUGUUGGGGCUUCAUGUAAACAUCGUGAUAUUCUUCAUGAAAAACAAGCUACCAUGGUUAUUGAAACACUCAAUAAUGGUGAAAUUGAAAGUGGAUGGGGUCUUAAUCAGAAUACCACUUUGAAGCGUGCUAGUGAUACACAUGAUUCAUUCGCUUCUUUUGACAAGGAAAAACUAAUCCAACUUGCUGAAUUUUAUCCAAGAGAUUUUGCUCCUUUAGAUUUCCUGAAACUUGGUGAUCAACUUAACACUUAUAUUAUUGAUAUGUGCUCUAAUAAGGAGUUUUCAAAUUUAAAAGGAUUUGGUGAUCUUGCUCGAAGAAUGGUUAAGACAAAAAGAGACAAGGCUUAUCCAUUAGUUUACUUGCUUUUGAAAUUGGCAUUGAUUUUGCCGGUUGAUACUGCCACAGUGGAGAGGGCUUUUCCUGCCAUGAAUAUUUUGAAAACUCAACUGGGCAAUUGA